Chiloscyllium plagiosum (whitespotted bambooshark) is the source of this 582-nucleotide messenger RNA. Lineage: Eukaryota; Metazoa; Chordata; Chondrichthyes; Orectolobiformes; Hemiscylliidae. The record is from RefSeq and is a predicted model, not a curated record.
CCGAGUGCAGCUUUCAGUCGAUGGACGGCAGGAACAUCAAGAGAUAUUUACAAACUCGGGCCCCAGUCCGAUUGAGCAGAUUUAACUGCUUCCGGGGGAGCAACGUUAACGGCACAUCGUUCCAAAACCAGUUUGGCAACCCAUAAGUGAAUAUUGCAGGGGUGAGGAGGGGGGACAGCUGGGAAUUCAUAGGCAAUGGAUGUAUGGAGCAGCGAAGACAAUGGGAAUAGUGUGGCAGACUGGGAGAGUCUCAUCAAUGCCAUUCAAUGUGACACUGAGCAAGUUCUGUGUGCAGAGAGGGUGGGCCAGGUGACAAAGACAUACCGUGACAUUGAGGCUGUCACACACUUGCUGGAAGAGAAAGAACGAGAUCUGGAACUCGCAGCUCGGAUUGGACAAUCCCUGCUCAAACAGAACCGCAUCCUGACAGAGAACAACGGAAACCUGGAACAACAAAUCCAACAACUCAUCGAGGAGGUGGCCCAGCUGAAACAUGAAGUGAGUAUGAGGGAUGACCUUCUCCAUCUCUACACCAACAGCCCGGAGGAGACUGAGGCUGACUCAGCAUCCAGCAGCCCGUGA